Molecule: messenger RNA, 6525 nt
Organism: Stegastes partitus (bicolor damselfish)
Lineage: Eukaryota; Metazoa; Chordata; Actinopteri; Pomacentridae
Gene: ppfia1
Product: PTPRF interacting protein alpha 1
Exons: 30
Coding region: 1078-4767 (1229 amino acids)
Biological process (GO): synapse organization
Cellular component (GO): presynaptic active zone
Molecular function (GO): protein binding
Source: RefSeq, a predicted model, not a curated record
UUUCCUCCUGUUGCCAGCCGGGGAAGCGCUCUCCUCCCGUGGACUCCCAGGCUAAUGAAAAGCGCUAGCGACACGGAGCCCACCAUUGGCUGUCCCGACUGCCGAGGCUGGCAGUCAGUGGCGACAGGGAAGGACCGCACCGACGGACCUUUUUUGGGUGGAAAUACCGAGAGAACGACAGAAACUCGGAUAGAAACGAAAGGAUUAUAAGUUUUCAUCCUCGGUUUUGGUUUCUCCCCCAUAGACGGACCGAAACGUCGCUCAAUGUUAGCUGGAAGUUUCCGAGCGGAGCCGUGAUGUGGUGACGCGACUCCAACCGAAUCGAGCUAACGAAGCUAACGUUAGCUGCUAACGCUACUUGAUAGAUUAAUCACUGAAGCGGAGCUAUUUCAGGAUUUUAAAAACUCUUUUACUACUUUAGAUAAUGUAAGAUAAACGGUUACGAGAGAUUUGUUUUAUCAUGUUGUGUACUUUUAUACGAGAUUUACCCCUAAAUGUCUACCUGACGUUAUUUCAGCUAAGUUAGUAGAUGAAACUAGCAACCGUUAGCUACCUAGCAGGCUAGUGGCUAACGUUGGCUAGCACUUUAAACUGACUUCAAGCCAAAGAAUUCUGCUUCAAAUUAGCUUAGCAAAGCUGUCACUGUUUCACCUAACUGUAUCUUUACACGUCUACCUGUUGUGAGAUGUUAUUUUCGGCGAGUUGAAAUUGAUUUGUGUUUGUUUUGAGAUGCAAAGAUAAGACACUUUAAAUCCAGAUAUGCAAUCAUCGAAUCACCAGCUUACUUAUUGCUAGCCUGCUAACGUUGAGUUAGCCGGCCAAACUUGGAAUACUGCCCCCCUGCUCACUUUAUGUGGGUUUCGCUUUGAGGCCUUUAGGAAAUUAUCACUUUUUUUCUCCCCCCACAGCCUUAAUGCAUCCCAGCCUCUGAAUGGAAUUUAUAUUUUCUGAAUGACUUUGGAUAUUUGUGAAGCUUGAUAAGGCUGUGACAUACAAUUGGAGUACCUGGACUUUGUUUACUUGUCACAAAAUAACGUGGAUUACAAAGGAGAUUUGGAAUAACGUUACGCUUCAAAGAUGAUGUGCGAGGUGAUGCCCACUAUCAGCGAGGCUGAAGGGCCUGGCGGGGGAGGCGGCAGUGGCCGCCGGGGCUCUGGCUCCCCACUGCAGUCAGACUCGGAGGGUCACUUCGAGUCGCUGAUGGUGUCCAUGCUGGAGGAGAGAGAUCGUCUUCUUGAGACUCUGAGAGAAACUCAGGAGAAUCUGGGUCUGACUCAGGGUAAACUGCAUGAAGUUAGUCAUGAAAGGGACUCGCUGCAGAGACAACUGAACACUGCUUUGCCACAGGAGUUUGCUGCACUAACAAAGGAGGUGAACGUGUGCCGGGAGCAGCUUCUUGAGAAAGAGGAGGAGAUUGCAGAGCUGAAGGCCGAGAGAAACAACACACGGCUUCUGCUGGAGCACCUGGAGUGCCUGGUGUCUCGCCAUGAACGCAGUCUGAGGAUGACGGUGGUGAAGAGACAGGCUCAGUCUCCAGCAGGCGUCUCAAGUGAGGUGGAGGUCCUCAAAGCCCUUAAGUCACUUUUUGAACACCACAAAGCCCUUGAUGAGAAGGUAAGGGAACGACUUCGCGUUGCCUUGGAACGAUGCAGCGCGUUGGAGGAACAGCUCACCAUCUCGCACAAAGAACUGGCUUACCUCAGGGAGCAGAGCAGUCAGAAGAGAGGGCUGGCAGAUGGAACCAGCGAGGUCAACCACAACUCUGAAAACACACCAAGCACUAAUGGCAAGCGGUCGUCGGAUGGUUCCCUCAGUCAGGAGGAGGAGACCGGCCUUGGAUUUGGGAAAGUUGGCGAGCUCCAGGAGGUAGUGGACCGUCAGACGGCUGAUUUGGGCCAGAUGAAGGAGCGCAUGGCUGCCAUGGCGUCGCGCAUCAAUGAGCUGGAGGAGGACCUGGACACGGCCCGAAAGGACCUCAUUAAGUCUGAAGACAUGAACACGCGGCUACAGAGAGACCUCAGAGAGUCAAUGGCUCAGAAGGAAGAUAUGGAGGAGAGGAUCACCACCUUAGAGAAGCGCUACCUGGCAGCUCAGCGGGAGGCUACCUCCGUCCAUGACCUCAACGACAAGCUGGAGAAUGAAGUGGCCAAUAAGGAGUCUCUAUUCAGACAGACUGAAGACAGAAACCGACAACUGCAGGAGAAGCUGGAACUGGCUGAGCAGAAGCUGCAGCAGACGAUUCGCAAGGCAGAGACUCUCCCUGAGGUGGAAGCUGAGCUCGCCCAGAGAGUCGCUGCCCUCACAAAGGCAGAGGAACGCCAUGGCAACGUUGAGGAGAGGUUGAGGCAGCUGGAGGCCCAGCUGGAGGAGAAGAACCAGGAACUGCUCAGGGCACGGCAGCGAGAGAAGAUGAAUGAGGAGCACAACAAGCGUCUGUCUGAGACUGUGGAUAAGCUGCUGUCAGAGUCCAACGAGAGACUCCAGCUGCACCUCAAAGAGAGGAUGUCUGCUCUGGAGGAUAAGAAUGCCCUGAUCAGAGAACUGGAGCACACCAAGAAACUGAUUGAGGAGUCUCACCAUGAGAAGGAGCAGCUCCUCAUCCAAAUCGAGACGAUGAGGGCAGAGAAUGAGCAGGGGAGGAGCAGGAGCAACUCCUUACUACACGGGCGGUCUCAGCUGGGCAGCACCCCAGAUUUCAGGUACCCAGUGUCGGCUUCCUCAAUGAUGGACAGUAACUCAGACCAUUACGGCAGUGCUCUCGUACUGAGACGGCCUCAAAAGGGACGAGUGGCAGCGCUGCGCGACGAGCCAUCAAAGGUGCAGACUUUGAAUGAGCAGGAGUGGGAGCGCAUGCAGCAGGCUAAUGUGCUGGCAAAUGUGGCCCAGGCCUUUGAGAGCGACAUGGACGCCUCAGACCUGGAGGAGGAUCGAGAGACCAUUUUCAGCUCGGUGGACCUGCUGUCCCCUGCUGGCCAGGCUGACGCACAGACCCUUGCCUUAAUGCUGCAGGAGCAGCUGGAUGCCAUCAACAAUGAAAUUAGAAUGAUCCAGGAGGAGAAGGAGAGCACAGCAAUCCGAGCAGAGGAGAUCGAGGGUCGGGUGGGCAGCGGUGACAGCCUGGGAGGUCGUUUCCGCUCCAUGAGCUCCAUCCCUCCGUCACUGUGUGCCGGCUCCUCGCUGGGCAGCUCUCCACCCGGGUCUGGCCACUCGACCCCCAGACGAAUUCCCCGCAGCCCCAACAGAGAACUGGAUCGUAUGGGUGUCAUGACCUUGUCUGCUCAGGAUGACAAGGCCACUAUCCGCUGUGAGACGUCACCCCCCACCACUCCACGCUCCAUGCGCCUGAACAGGGAGGCAGGACACGCUGCCAGUCACGAGGACAUUCGAGACAUUCGAGGUCUGGCAAGCCUGCAGGAUGGCCAGGGUAGUAACCCGAGCAGUAGCAACAGCAGCCAGGACUCUCUCAACAAAGCAGCCAAGAAGAAGAGUAUCAAGUCUUCCAUUGGACGCCUAUUUGGGAAGAAGGAGAAGGGCCGACCCAGCAUUCCCGGCAAGGAUUCCCCCAGCCAAGCUGGCACUCCUGAGGCAGAGAGCUCUCCGAAGGACGGUUUAGGAAUGGGCACCCUCGGGGGCCCUGCUGAGAAGAACAGGAAGCUGCAGAAGAAUCCAAAGACCGGGCAUGAAUUACUGGAAGAGGCUCGCAGGCAGGGCCUGCCAUUCGCCCAGUGGGACGGACCAACUGUUGUGGUUUGGCUGGAGCUGUGGGUGGGCAUGCCAGCCUGGUAUGUGGCUGCAUGUCGUGCCAACGUGAAGAGCGGAGCUAUCAUGUCGGCGCUGUCAGACACAGAGAUCCAAAGGGAGAUCGGAAUCAGUAACCCCUUACAUCGUCUGAAGCUUCGUCUGGCCAUCCAGGAAAUCAUGUCUCUCACCAGCCCUUCUGCCCCGCCAACCUCCAGAACGACCACAGGAAACGUUUGGGUCACGCAUGAAGAGAUGGAAAGUUUGGCAGCCACACCUCCCACGACGUUGGCGUAUGGAGACAUGAACCACGAGUGGAUCGGUAACGAGUGGCUGCCCAGCCUGGGUUUGCCUCAGUACCGCUCCUACUUCAUGGAGUCCCUGGUGGACGCCCGCAUGCUCGACCACCUCACCAAGAAGGACCUUAGAGGACAGCUCAAAAUGGUGGACAGCUUCCACAGGAACAGUUUUCAGUGUGGUGUGAUGUGCCUGAGGAGGCUCAACUACGACAGGAAGGAGCUGGAGAGGAAGAGAGAGGACUGUCAGCUGGAGCUCAAAGAUGUGCUGGUUUGGAGUAAUGAGCGUGUGAUCAGUUGGAUUCAGGCCAUCGGACUCAAAGAGUACAGUGGUAAUCUUUAUGAGAGCGGAGUUCACGGAGCGCUGCUCGCCCUGGACGAAACCUUCGAUCACAACACGCUGGCCCUGCUGCUGCAGAUCCCCACACAGAACACACAGGCCAGAGCGACUCUGGAGCGUGAAUACAACAGUCUGCUGGCCAUUGGCACAGACAGGAGAAUGGAAGAGGAUGAUGAUAAGAACUUCCGCCGUGCUCCCUCAUGGAGGAAGAAGUUCAGGCCCAAAGACAUGAGGGGGAUGUCCCUGGGUGCGUCAGAUACCCUCCCGGCCAACUUCAGAGUGACCAGUAGCGGCACAGCAUCUCCCUCCACGCAGCCAAAGAGGAGCCCGAUGGACGGAAGUCAGUCUAUACAGAGGCUGGACACUGCCACAGUCAGGACCUACUCUUGUUAACACACAACGUUUAUCCUCAUUAUUUCUAUAGGUAACCGCUGGUCAGAAGAUGAAGGGGAAUUCCCCGCAUUCAAGACCAGGAUGAUGAACUGAAAUGACUUGCAAGGACACUAAAAAAAAAAAGUUUUUUUUUUUUUUUUGUCAUCACAGAGAAAGACUUUACUCACCAAUCUCAGUAUCCCUAGAGGAAACUUUCUAGAUUUAUCUACAUUUGUUAUUAUAUUUAUGUAAACCAAUGGGACAUUUAAAUGAUUUUAGAAUUACUAUGUAACCCUUUUUUGCCUCUGUCCCCUUUAAUCAACCCACUUUUUAAAACACUUCUCCACUGUGCCCGCAUUAAGCUCAGCUCUCAGAUGUAUGUAACUGAAUGUUUCAGCUGUCUGGAGUUUGUAUAUUUCUACCAACAGACAUUUUAUCUAAUCUUUUUUAUAAUCCUGAUUCUAUUGACCAGAUGUAUGUUUUUUUUUUUUUUCUUUCCUCGCUUUGAUUUGAAUUCUAAUCAUUGAAUUUAUGCUUAAGUGACUUUGAUAUGUGAUAUAACUUAAUUCAUAUCCUCUGCCCUUUUUAACUGUUGUAAUUUUUUUUUUUUGUAGCUUAUUACCUGUGAUUUUUGUGUAAAUGCAGCUCUUAGGUCAACGGAUGUGUGAAUAUCAGACGAAUUGCUGGAGACUGUUUCACAAACUGCUCGACACUGUGAGUCAUCCAUCGCCGUUAAAAUAACUGCUGGCAAGCCGGGCGAUGGUGGCGACAGAUAUCACGUGAAACUCUUUUCUUUCUUUUCCAUAUCUGCGAAACCAAAAUGAAACUCUUGAAUUUUAAGAAUUAAAGCCAUAUAUAUAUCAGUAGCGAAACAAACUAAACGGAGGGCUACUUUCGAAUGCAAGUGAAAACAGACUUCCAGUUUCUCUCUAGUUGACCUUGCAUGCGGACUUUACUCCACUUAUCCCCACCCAAUCUACACCCAGUUCAGCCCUUUAAGAAAACUUCCUCACCUCUGGAGAAACGCACCGACGAGGACGUCAGAUGAACUCGAAAGUGUCGAAACUCCUUCGAUGGACCAACUUCACCGAGGCCUCAGCUGAUCCCCGCUGUGACUAGAUAACCCUCGAGGCAGCGCGAUCCACCCGCAGACCCCCUUUUUUUUUUUUUUUUUUUUUAAACACUUUGUACGGAGAUUUCAUAUCAAGCCUUAUCGUUUCUUAACUCCUCUCUGUCGUCGCUUCUUAUUUAUUCAUCCACGUUUUGUGUGUCGUCAGUUCAGAGCUAAAGCCCCACUUUUUGUUCCUCGGAAUGCUUCUCGAGUUUGUCUUGUCUACACUCACAACACAGGUUCCACCUUUUUUGAUGAGAAGGAACCGAAGAGUUUUCAUUUCACCGUACAUGUAGUCGAAGCUUAAAGUAGAUCUUUCUCGUUUGUUUGUGAUUUAGUCAUUUUAUGCACAAUGCAAAUCAUGUUGCUGUUGUUUUAUUCCUGCUCUUCCUCUGUCGAAUCUUCUGAUCUUGUAACAAUGAUGUACAGUCUGAGUACUUAUAAACUAUUUUUAUCACAGUAUUAUUUAUUGCUUACUUUCAAUAAAAUACUGAAACUUAUUUUCCACUGCAGAUAAAAAAAAGGACUGAAGUUUUGUGUUUUCCUCUCCUGCUGUUGUGAUGUUUGAAUGAGAAGUUAGUUACUCAUUUAGAGCAGUGUUGCAAGGAUGAGUGGGCGCUAAGGCUAUACAUGUAAGAGGAAAUAAACUUUUAAUAUAACAACAAGUA